Abrus precatorius (Indian licorice) is the source of this 1386-nucleotide messenger RNA. RefSeq names its product RHOMBOID-like protein 10, chloroplastic. The record is from RefSeq and is a predicted model, not a curated record. The transcript has 9 exons. The coding region runs from base 82 to 1104 and encodes 340 amino acids. NCBI's taxonomy places the organism in Eukaryota, Viridiplantae, Streptophyta, Magnoliopsida, Fabales, Fabaceae. Gene Ontology annotation, cellular component: chloroplast membrane. Gene Ontology annotation, molecular function: serine-type endopeptidase activity.
GUGGCACAAGCAACAUAACUAUUGGUGACAAAGUAGUUUGCUGAAAACGUUUUUGAGUCUCAACUCUGAAGUGGAAAGAGAAUGGUGGGAUUGGAUGUGCCUCAGCCAUUUUUGUCACCGGUUUGCAAGGCCGCUCCUUACCCGCUUGAUCUCAUUGCCACCGCCGCGUGCCUCCACUUCGGCCACCUUCUCCGCCGCCGCGUCACCCACCAUCUCCGCCUAGGGGUUCUUCUUCACUCGUGUUUCAAGAAACUUGCUCCUUUAAAUCACGUGUUUAGAUUGAAGGAUAAAUGGUGGCAAAGAUGCCUUCAACUCGAAGGGUUGAAUUCUCUUCAACUUUCCAGUAAUGAUUUGACUUCCUCAUGUUCAACUAGUUUCUCUUUCUUUAACGGGGGAGGAAAUGGAACUCGCUUUGGAAACGCUGGGAUGUCUAACUCCAAGAUGUCUGGGAAAAAUCCAUAUAAUGGAAGGAAAUGGACAGAUAUUCUCCUUGCUGCCAAUGUUUUAUUUUAUAUUGCACAACUUGCAACUCAAGGCAAGCUAUUAUUGUGGGGAGCAAAGAUUAACAGUCUCAUUGACCAAGGACAACUUUGGAGACUUGCCACCUCUUCCUUUUUGCAUGCAAAUGUUGGACACCUUAUGGUAAAUUGUUAUUCCUUAAAUUCAGUUGGUCCUACUGUGGAGAGCUUCAGUGGUCCACGAAGAUUUCUUGCAGUUUACUUUGUCUCUGCAAUUGCAAGUUCCGCUAUGAGUUAUUGGUUCUGCAGAAUGCCGGCAGUAGGUGCAUCAGGAGCAAUUUUUGGACUAGUUGGAUCAGUUGCUGUGUUUGUCUUAAGGCACAAAGACAUUGUAGGAGGGGGUAAAGAAGAUUUGCAGCACAUAGCACGUGUAAUUGCCCUCAAUAUGGUUAUUGGGCUUUUGUCCAAUGGGAUUGACAAUUGGGGACAUUUAGGAGGCUUGGGUGGUGGAGUUGCUGCGUCAUGGCUUAUUGGACCGGCAUGGAAACAUGAAUCAACAUCAAGGGAUGGAAGAAGACUUUUCACUGACACUGCACCAAUGUACAAACUCUUGAAGAUUAAAAGGGUACCUAAGCAAUGGAAAUAGAAAUAUUUCAUUGGGUAUGGAUGGAACCCAUAAUUAAACAACAAACCAUUAUUCGUGUUUAUUUGUAAAAAAUGAUUCACUGCUGUUAAUUUGUCUUUUAAAAUAUUUAGAUCAUAGGAGUAUUUUGGAAUACCUUAAGAUGGUGGGUUGUGCUACUGGUACCUGACAUCUUUAAAUUUUUUUGUAUACUUUUGUUUUGCAUCACAGAAGGGAUGGUUCUGUUAGUAUUAACUUCCACACUGGGAUAUUGUAUUUAUAAUAUAAUAAUUGUGUUUGUUGUCU